Molecule: messenger RNA, 2253 nt
Organism: Oenanthe melanoleuca
Lineage: Eukaryota; Metazoa; Chordata; Aves; Passeriformes; Muscicapidae
Product: cell cycle control protein 50C-like
Exons: 7
Coding region: 124-1179 (351 amino acids)
Biological process (GO): phospholipid translocation
Cellular component (GO): plasma membrane; Golgi apparatus; endoplasmic reticulum
Source: RefSeq, a predicted model, not a curated record
AAUAAGUAAUUCCUCACCAUAAUGCAAGUUUGAACAAAGAAUAGUCUCCCAACAAUAGACAGUAUCUCCGCUGAAACACUCUCCAGCACAGGGAUAUUAUUCCUUUUUCUCACCAAGAAGAAAAUGGAAAACAAGACAAGUUUUCUUCCUAGAAAAGGAGAAGCUCAGCCUUCCAGGUGUCCAGAUAACAGUGCUUUCAAACAGCAGAGGCUGCCAGCUUGGAAGCCCCAGCUCACCAUUGCAUCUGUGCUCUCCUGCUUCUUUCUGACAGGGGCAUUCUGCCUCACUGUGGGAGUCUGCCUUGUCCUGUCUGCAAACAGCGUCAGAGAAAUCCAGAUAGAUUAUUCAGAUAAAUGCUCAGACUGUUCAAAGCUCCGUGAAAAUUCCUCUAACUGGAAUAAGGAAUGCCACUGUUCUGUUAAUUUCACACUAAAGGAAGAUAUAUUGGGUGAUGUUUUUAUGUACUAUGGUCUGGAAAACUUCUAUCAAAACCACCGUCGAUAUGUGAUGUCAAGAAGUGACGCCCAACUGUUGGGGCGAAAUGUAAACAUCCAGAGGAGCAAAUGCGCGCCCUUCAGCACCUACAGGAACGGGACCCCGAUGGCGCCGUGCGGGGCCAUUGCCAACAGCAUGUUCAAUGAUACUAUUGAUCUUUUUUACAAUCGUAACUCGUCUGUGAUUCAAGUGCCUCUGCUGAAGACUGGAAACAGUUGGUGGACAGAUAAAAAUGUGAAAUUUCGCAAUCCUGAGUCAUACAAUCUCUCUUCUGCCUUUGCAGGGACAGCCAGACCCCCUUACUGGCAGAAGCCAGUGUACCUGCUAGACGAGGAAGAUGAGAGGAACAAUGGCUACGUGAACGAUGAAUUCAUUGUGUGGAUGCGGGUGUCGGCCUUCGCCACCUUCAGGAACCUCUACCGGCGCCUCAGGCGGGUCCGGCACUUCACACGGGGGCUGCCGGCAGGGAACUACACCUUCCGGAUUGCCUACAAUUUCCCUGUCACCAGGUUCAAGGGGAGGAAGCAUGUGGUUCUUUCAACCGUAGUGUGGAGCGGCGGAAAGAACCCAUUCCUGGGAAUUGCCUACCUGGUUUCUGGCACAGCAGCAACCCUGACAGGUUUUGUCAUAACUGGCAUCCACUUAAAGCUCAGGAAAAAGAAAACAUACUUUCAGAAGCAGUAAGGUUCACCUGACUUUCUGAACAAAGAACAGAAAUGUGCAGUGAACAAAGAAGGUGCAGCACAGACCUUUCACUCUUGCCCCUGAGCUCUGGACCAUUUUCAGUGUCACAUUUCAGUGUCAGCAAACUGAGGGACAGGGCAAUUCCAUCAUCUGAAACCAAACUUACCUGGGGUGCUAUUCUCAUUGAUGUAUGUGUGAGCCUAAUUUUGUUUCCUAGGAAACCUGUAGUGACAUGAGCUUCAAACAGCAGACAGCAGAAAGGAUUAGAAUUGGCAAAGAAAUUAUCUGGUACCAAUGUCUGCCAGAAGUCAGACCCAUAAUUCAGACAACAUUUCUCUUAACUGAAAUGGAGCUUUGGAUGGGUAAAAAGUGAGGUCUUGAUCCAACAAAAAAGCUUGAGCAGGUAGAAGAACUGACUGCUAAAAUCUGCAUGUGGGCCACAUACAUGUGCUGAACAGCUUGGCUUGGGUUUAACAUACCUUUUUCAGCCAUGCCGAAAAAAGCAACCAAUUUCCAUAAGUGUACUCACUCCAGUUUGACACCUGAUUUGUGGUUGAAUACAGGGCAUUUAUUAGGAGUUUGGAGUUUGUUUAGACCAAAUUUAUUAGAUUAACUAGCUACUGAGAGCUGGGGGCAUCCAAUCACUGAUUUGCAUUGUUUUGUGGUUUAAUAGAAAUCCUAAAUAAAAAGCUCCUUUAAUGCAAAAUAUUUUAGCAGAACGAUCUACCUAAAUUAACUAUUAGGCCAAAAUUGCACUCCUACCUACCCCACCCUUCCAUGUGAAAGUUCAUAAAUUCUUACAUGACACAGAAUGAUAAUUUAUUGUCAAUAAAAUCAAAGCACCAUAAAAAUCCAUCAGUUUAAAGUGAACACUGCAGCUCAUGGAUAGGUUCUUCAAUUUUCAUUUUCAUGUUCAAAAUUUUACACAUUUAGGACUAAUUUCUAGUCUCACAAAAUGAAGGAACAGCACUGAAGAGUUUAGGUCAAGCAUGCCAUGGUAAAUGCAGAUUUUUUAAAGUAGGUUUUCUGUUGUAAAAAUGCAAGUGGAAUAAAACACUUUAAUUCCUUUUGUAA